CGGGAUAGUGCAGUGUAGUGCAGUGUGAUGGGGGCAAAGGGAAUUGUCGAAUGUGGAAGCUCAGUCUGGUGUUCUUAUAGCCUUAACCUGAGCGCUGAGCAUGACGGCUAAGUCUCGCUCAAGGUGCUGUGCUUCUCGAGACUCACAAGCCUUGCUAGCAAGCAGGCAUUCCUGGUGACCAUUGCACAAAACACAGAUGCUGACCGGCGGCACACCUUCACGAAUGCCAUCCUGCGAAUGCGAGAAUGAGCUCACCUCGAUGGAAAGCGGCACGACAAAAGACGCAGAUCAGCAGGCCAAAAAGCCCCACCGAAACGCCACCCGGUUCUACCGUGUAAGCUGCCAUGCUGUACCACCUGGGUUGGGGAUCGAAGGGGUAUCACCAUCACAAUCACAAGUUUGCCGUUCCUGGGCUCGUCUCUGUCUCACGAGCCAAGGACUCCUGCUGCAUUCACGAUCAAUGCGCGUCGCUCGAUAGGGAGUCGAACGUGAAUCUGAUGAAGGUGUCGCUAUGCACAAGAGGCCUUGCGG
This is a messenger RNA of Ceraceosorus bombacis, 531 nucleotides long. The record is from the annotation of a GenBank genome assembly. NCBI's taxonomy places the organism in Eukaryota, Fungi, Basidiomycota, Exobasidiomycetes, Ceraceosorales, Ceraceosoraceae.